CUUGUGGCUGGUGGGAGGAGUGUGGCAUGGCGGCUUGCACAAGAUGAUUACAACAUAAUUUAUGUUAACUAUUUGGAGCCAUCAGUUUUGUACACCACUCAAAAAGCAAUGGAUAAUAUGCCAGAGUUGUAUGACAUCUUCCAAGGAGAGGUUGCAAAUGUCACAGAUUAUGGAGCAUUUAUUAAAAUUCCAGGUUGCACAAAACAAGGCCUUGUCCACAGAACACACAUGUCAUCUUCUCAUGUUGACCGUCCUUCAGAAGUAGUAGACGUCGGUGAGAGAGUGUGGGUGAAGGUUAUUGGUAACGAGGUAAAAGAUGGGAAGCAGAAAAUCUCCUUAUCCAUGAAGGUUGUACACCAAGGAACAGGGAAAGAUAUAGAUCCAAACAAUGUGGUGUUGGAACAGGAUGCACGAAAGAGACGAGAGUUUAAGGACUACAGCAAGCAGAAGAUAACACUGGAGGCUGUAUUGAACACUGUGUGUAAUAAGUGUGGAUGUAAAGGACAUUUUGCGAAAGACUGUUUCAUGCAACCUGGAGGAACAAAAUACAGUUUAGUACCGGAAGAAGAUGAGGAUAAGGAAGAUAAAACAAACUCUGAGAAGACUGCUAAGAAAAAAAAGAAGGUAGUAGAUGUUCAAUAUCAGUACAGAUCUUUUAGUAAGGGGAGACUCCCCACUACAAAAAGAGAAAAAUAA
Molecule: messenger RNA, 696 nt
Organism: Staurois parvus
Lineage: Eukaryota; Metazoa; Chordata; Amphibia; Anura; Ranidae
Source: the annotation of a GenBank genome assembly